Molecule: messenger RNA, 598 nt
Organism: Chaetomium fimeti
Lineage: Eukaryota; Fungi; Ascomycota; Sordariomycetes; Sordariales; Chaetomiaceae
Exons: 2
Coding region: 96-563 (155 amino acids)
Source: RefSeq, a predicted model, not a curated record
CUCGAUGGCCUGGGCGGCGCUGAACCCCCGCGUCGUGAUACAACUGUGGCUCUCAUUGGUUCUUGGUGGUGUUCGCCUCUGGGACUCGAAGACCAAUGGCAAGCCGGAGGGACCUGGACGGCAGAAGGGAGUGGUUCUGGUCACGGGAUGGGCGGCAACUGUUUUUAUUUCCGGAGUCGAAUCGCCGCCGUUAUAAUCGCAUCGCAGGCCAUCCGUUUGCCUGGCUGAACUUCAGCCGUCCCCAGUUAGGAUCGCCGGUUCUGCUGCACGCAAUCGCAUGGCUCGCAGGAUGGUUUGUCUCCCGCAGCAGCAGCAGCAGCCCACACGGAUUGGCACAGCUUUGCACAAUAAAACCGUUCCGGUGUCGUCUUGAGGGUUGGUUAGUGCUGUUGGUCGUUGUGAGGAAUCCAUCAUGUGUUGUUAAAGUAAGCUGGGUAGAGUCUCGAGGCAGCUACACGAAACACGCGACCAAGUAUUGGAAGAGGAAGCGAGAGAAGACUGGAAGGAAAAUGGGAAGGGGGAGGUGCACGGGUUGUGACGGGGCUUAUUUGACUGGAUUUUGAAGGCGUUCUUGUUGGAGGAUGUUGGGUACGCGCAG